Molecule: messenger RNA, 1697 nt
Organism: Cydia fagiglandana
Lineage: Eukaryota; Metazoa; Arthropoda; Insecta; Lepidoptera; Tortricidae
Exons: 7
Coding region: 1-1608 (535 amino acids)
Biological process (GO): proteolysis
Molecular function (GO): serine-type endopeptidase activity
Source: RefSeq, a predicted model, not a curated record
AUGCCGAAGGCGUUGGUGGUGGUUGUGUUGUGUGCGCUGUGUGAAGUGCACGCGCGCUAUGCGUUCUUCCGCUCGAUAGGGCGCGACGCCUCUGCACGGCGCAUCUUCGGCGGCAUGGAGGCCCCGGCGGGCGCGUACCCGGGCGCGUGCGCGCUGCUGGACGCGUCGCUGGCGCCGCGCUGCUCGUGCGCCGUGCUGGCGGCGCGCUGGGCGCUCACGGCGGCGCACUGCGCGAAGCCUCACGUCGCCUACGUGCAGUUUAAUGGACGGGAUCGCUCCGACUCCAAUCUGGCGACUGUAAAGCUCAUCUAUGCACACCCUGGGUUCGAGGCCGUGGUGAGGGACAUGGGCGAGGGCCCGGACGUGGUGACGCUGGAGCACGACCUGGGGCUGGUGCGCACGCGCGGCGACAUGUUGCUCUCCUCCUACUCGUACUUCCCCGUCCCCCGCGCGCCGCGCACCGACGGAGACAUCGUGCGUGACUUGAAGCUGUACCAAAUUGACGAUCUGCUAGAUAAGGAUAUUGAUAUUCUGGGCUAUGGUAUGACGGAGGCGAAACCGGCGGGCGAGCGACUGCGGGAGGUGCGGCUGAAGCUGGCUACGUGCGGGCGCGAGGGCUGGCGGCAUUGCGCCUGCGCGGUCGGCGCGGUCAGCGGCGUGUGCUCCGGCGACUCGGGCGGGCCCGUGCUCUACAACGGCACGCAGGUACGUGCUCCAGCCCGCGCGCCGGCGCCGGCGGGCCUCGUGCGGGCGCGAGGGCUGGCGGCAUCGCGCCUGCGCGGUCGGCGCGGUCAGCGGCGUGUGCUCCAGCGACUCGGGCGGGCCCGUGCUCUACAACGGCACGCAGGCACGUGCUCCAGCCCGCGCGCCGGCGCCGGCGGGCCUCGUGCGGGCGCGAGGGCUGGCGGCAUCGCGCCUGCGCGGUCGGCGCGGUCAGCGGCGUGUGCUCCGGCGACUCGGGCGGGCCCGUGCUCUACAACGGCACGCAGGCACGUGCUCCAGCCCGCGCGCCGGCGCCGGCGGGCCUCGUGCGGGCGCGAGGGCUGGCGGCAUCGCGCCUGCGCGGUCGGCGCGGUCAGCGGCGUGUGCUCCGGCGACUCGGGCGGGCCCGUGCUCUACAACGGCACGCAGGCACGUGCUCCAGCCCGCGCGCCGGCGCCGGCGGGCCUCGUGCGGGCGCGAGGGCUGGCGGCAUCGCGCCUGCGCGGUCGGCGCGGUCAGCGGCACGUGCUCCAGCCCGCGCGCCGGCGCCGGCGGGCCUCGUGCGGGCGCGAGGGCUGGCGGCAUCGCGCCUGCGCGGUCGGCGCGGUCAGCGGCGUGUGCUCCGGCGACUCGGGCGGGCCCGUGCUCUACAACGGCACGCAGAUCGGCGUGAUGUCGAUGGGCCCGGUGGAGUGCGGCGCGCCGGCGCCGCUCGGCGGGCAGGCCUCGGCGGCGGCCGUCUCCGUGUUCACGAUGCUCCGGCCGUACGCCGAGCUCAUCAACUCCACCAUCUACGACGUGGACACAGCGAUGCGCAUGCGCGAAGUGGCGCGCGCGGCGGCCAGGAGACGCAGGGCCGUGCAAGUGGUAUAUGCGGCGUCGCUGCUACUCUGCAGGAGCUUAUAACCGCCAGCCCGACUCGCCAUGCACUCACGCAGUCUCCAGCCAUCCCGUCCUGUCCUGAUGUCUCCUGUCCUGAAGUCUACUUUUGUUUC